Messenger RNA from Aspergillus alliaceus, 925 nucleotides. RefSeq names its product proteasome core particle subunit beta 4 (gene pre1). Bases 171 to 782 code for a protein of 203 amino acids. NCBI's taxonomy places the organism in Eukaryota, Fungi, Ascomycota, Eurotiomycetes, Eurotiales, Aspergillaceae. Gene Ontology annotation, biological process: proteasomal protein catabolic process. Gene Ontology annotation, molecular function: peptidase activity. The transcript has 5 exons. Gene Ontology annotation, cellular component: cytosol; nucleus; proteasome core complex. The record is from RefSeq and is a predicted model, not a curated record.
GCAGCUCUCCGCCUCAGGCUCGCAAGUACAGCUCCAGGCAAUCAAGCUCCGCGCGGCGUGUGAUGCUUUACUGACCAUCAUCCUGAAUCUUUCACCUUUCCUCCAUUCCCUUCCCUCCCUGUGCUUCUUCUCUUCGUCAUAUUUUCUACACAUACACUAAUAGCUUCAGAAUGGAGGUUCUACUGGGCAUCACCGGCAAGGACUUCGUCCUGGUGGCAGCGUCCAAAGCCGCCAUGAGGGGUCCAACUAUUCUCAAAGCCGAAGACGAUAAGACACGACAGCUCAACAAACACAGCCUGAUGGCUUUCUCAGGAGAGGCAGGAGAUACCGUGCAAUUUGCGGAGUAUAUCCAGGCGAACAUCCAAUUAUAUACAAUGCGGAAUGAUACCGAACUCGGACCGAAUGCCGUUGCCAACUUUGUCCGGGGAGAAUUGGCGCGCAGCCUACGAUCUCGGAGCCCCUACACGGUCAAUCUGCUGCUCGCCGGUGUCGACGGAAUCACCCAGAAGCCUCACUUGUACUGGAUAGAUUACCUGGCUUCUUUGGCUCCCGUACCAUACGCUGCUCAUGGUUACGCCCAGUACUAUUGCCUAUCGACGCUUGAUAAACACCAUCAUCCUGAUAUCACUCUCGAAGAAGGCUUAAAGCUCCUGGUGAUGUGCACAGAUGAACUCAAGCGCAGAUUGCCGAUUGAUUACAAGGGUGUCUUGGUGAAGGUUGUAACCAAAGAUGGCGUGCAAGAACUAGACUUUGAUAAUGACAAGAUCGUCAAGUGUGCUUAAUGCGAUGUUGUAUAUCAUACCAUUUUUGUCUUUUGUUUUCGGUUUACGGGACUUGGUUUUCAGAUGAUCGGUUGCAUGGCAGGGUAUUUUUCAUGACUUGACUGAAAUGUAGUCUUGCCCACAAUUUAUUUAGGUAGAGACUA